Molecule: messenger RNA, 2936 nt
Organism: Neoarius graeffei (lesser salmon catfish)
Lineage: Eukaryota; Metazoa; Chordata; Actinopteri; Siluriformes; Ariidae
Gene: b3gnt5b
Product: UDP-GlcNAc:betaGal beta-1,3-N-acetylglucosaminyltransferase 5b
Exons: 2
Coding region: 308-1435 (375 amino acids)
Biological process (GO): brain development
Cellular component (GO): membrane
Source: RefSeq, a predicted model, not a curated record
AUGCCAGGAGGUGUGGAGGGGAAAUGACCUGCUGCUCCUCCACUCACGCAUCCUAAACCACUAAUAAAGCCACUCUUUUAUUUUUUAAAGUGUUUUUGUUGUGUUCUCGACAGCUGAACAUCUGAAGCCAUUCUUAAAGGUCUUCAUCUUGCAGUAAAUAAGCAGAAGAGUCGACACAACUAUGCUGGCAGAAGUCUCUUGAAAUGGUUUCAGCCUCAGGAUGGACUUCAAAAGAACUUUGUGACAAACAAUGUUUUGGCAUAAAACCUAGCCAAGGCUUGAACCUGUAUGUGUACAAGGGUCCAGAAUGUUUGUAUGUUUCCGGCGGAUCAGAAAAUGCCGACAGCUGCUGAUGAUGUUCUUUGUCUUGUCAGUGAUCAAGAUGUACUGGGAAAGUUUUGACCAUGUAACAGAUCAUGUCAAGUCCUACUCCUUGCGUAUGCUCAACAGCUUGGACUUUAUAAAUGCUAACCUAACGAUUAGUCACGAGGAGGCGCGCAAAUUCAGCAACCACCGUUAUUUGAUAAAUCACGAAGAGAAAUGUGUCAAUGAAGAUGUGCUGCUCUUGCUGUUUGUAAAAAGCUCACCAGAGAACUUUGAAAGGAGGCAGGCCAUUCGGUCCUUGUGGGGCAACGAGGUCUACAUCAAGAAGAAUCUUGAUGUGACUGUGAGAGUGGUGUUUGCUCUUGGCGUCCACCCUCAACCAAUGAAUAGGAAGAAGCUUCAGCAAAAGUUGCUUUGGGAAGACCAGUUAUACCAGGACCUAAUUCAGCAGGACUUUAUCGAUACCUUUCACAACCUCACAAUCAAGCUUCUCCUCCAGCUUCGCUGGACACAUGCCUACUGCAACCACGCCCGCUUUUUCAUGUCUGCAGACGACGACAUCUUUGUCCACAUGCCCAACCUGAUCCGCUACCUACAGGAGGUCAACCGGAGCGGUGUCAAGGACUUUUGGAUCGGCAAAGUACAUCGAGGUGCUCCACCCAUCCGUAGGAAAGACAGCAAGUACCAUGUAUCUUAUGAGAUGUACCCUUGGCUUCUCUAUCCUGAUUACACCCCUGGAGCCGGUUAUGUUCUCUCCAGAGACGUGGCUUCUAGAGUCUACCAAGCUUCUCUCACCUUAAAUGCCUCUCUUUAUAUCGAUGAUGUCUUUAUGGGCAUUUGCGCCAGUGCAGCGGGGAUCUCGCCCCAAGAACACGUCUUCUUCUCGGGAGAGGGUAGGGCUCCUAACCACGUCUGCAUCUACAACCAAAUGAUGACAUCACACGGACAUGUCAAGGACUUGCGCGAAUUGUGGAAACAUGCAACAGAUCCUGAGGUGCAGCAGGUUUCCUCGGGAUUUUUUGGAAAGCUGUACUGCACCAUCACCAAAAUCAGACUGCUUUGUAUAUUACACACUUCAAAAACCUACCCAUGUAAGGCAGCCUUUUCAUAGGGCCUAGACCAGUAUGAAAUCCCUUUUUUCAGCCUCCUCUUCCUUUAUGUUUUCGACCAACACCUUUGUGCUAGGAAGAGAUCUGUAUACUGUAUUUGUCAGUUUAACGUUCAGGGCUUGGAAGCAUCUUGAAAUUAUUAUUAGUGAAACUACUUAAAAAAAAAACCCUCCUUACACCUUACUCACAAUUCAACUUGUUUAUUCCUUUGCAGCCUGUGUCUUGUUUCUUAAACAUGCUACUGUAGUUGCAUCUUUCUUUUUUCAAACUCCUUGAGAGAAACCAACAAUACUCGAGACUCUUUGAGUCUCUUGGAAACACCCAUACAUAUCUGGUUCUUUCCCAAACUAUUGCUGCAAAGGUCUAUAGAAUUUCCCUUCACUGGAACCAAGAGGCCCAAAAUGCUCCUGUGCGACAAUGCACCUGUGCACAAAGCAAACUCCAUGAAAACAUGGUGUGCUAAGGUUGGAGUGGAAAAGCCCUGACUGAACUCGACCCCACUAAACACCUUUAAGAUGAACUGCACCCAACAUCAGAGCCUGACUUCACUAAUUAACACACAUCCCCACUCCAAAUUCUAGUGGAAAGCCUUCCCAGAUCUCCGAGUGGAGCUGCUUAUAACAGCAAAAUGAGGAUUGUAGCUGGACUGAGAUGUUCAACAAACACACAUUGCCCAUGUAGUGUACCAUGAACCAUUUUGAGCCCUCGUGUAUGAAAUUUUCCAGAAUUUCGAUAGUUUUUAAGUUGACCUCAAGCUUCCAUUUGGCAGCAGUGGAAGUUGAAGCGUUAUUCUAUUUGAAGCAAUAGAAUAGGCUGUGGUUUGUAUGCGACUGCUGAAAACUCAUGCUCAGAGGUGAUUUCAUUCCACAUAUUGGUGCAGAGAACUGCCACAGACCUUGGGUCUGAAUGACACCACCACGUUGCCAAGAAAUCAGAUUCCCAUUAUGAGCCCUCGUCACUUUUUUUUUUUUUUGUAGCAGCUGUGUAUGAAGGUCUUAUUUUUGUUACGUUAUACGCAUCCACUAGCUUAGCAGUAACCCCCCUCCAAAAAAAAAAGGGAACUUCCAUGAGUAAGAUUUCGCAUGAAACAUUUUUGGGAAGUGGUGAUUGACCAAUUUUUUUUUUUUUUUUAAACGUUCAAAAUUUUCUAGAAGUAGGCAUCCACCUUCACCUUUCCAAUUUCUGCACUACUGUUUCCACGUUUGUCUUGAAGUCUCUGUUUUUGUCCAUCUGAAAUAAAUGAAAGUGUCCAGUGGGGUGCUGGGUUAUGAUGCAAUGAUGAUGCUUCUGUCUUUCAUGUGUAGAUCGACGGGUUCCUCUGUAGAAAGUCGACAUGAAUUUGCAAAGCUAUUUCGCACACCAUCAGUCAGACAUUUUUCGUUUGAUUUACACCAGGUGUUCCCACAGCUUUUAGGCAGAUUUUAAGUGAUCUCAAAACCUGCCGUUUUCUUAAAUGAAUGGUUCAAAAUCGAGGGUUUGUAUGUUGUAUACAUAUUCAAUAAA